Molecule: messenger RNA, 1563 nt
Organism: Carassius auratus (goldfish)
Lineage: Eukaryota; Metazoa; Chordata; Actinopteri; Cypriniformes; Cyprinidae
Product: RNA-binding protein Raly-like
Exons: 10
Coding region: 205-1065 (286 amino acids)
Cellular component (GO): nucleus
Molecular function (GO): RNA binding
Source: RefSeq, a predicted model, not a curated record
UUCCUCAGUCACUGCGCCGCUGACAGCUCCUCCUCACUCUCUCUCUCUCUCUCUUGUUGCUCUUUCCACAUUUUUGCUCUCUGACAUUUUCACCGGAAUCUUCACGCACUCCAGGUCACAAGCGCUGGGACCAAGCAGCAUAUCCGCAUCUGUCUCCUGGUCACAAAAGAGAUCUGAGAGAUUGCUGUUUACUUUUGAACCAAGAUGUCGCUGAAAGUCCAGACGAGCAACAUUACCAACAAAAAUGACCCCAAGUCUAUCAACUCACGUGUGUUUAUCGGCAACCUGAACACAGCGGUGGUGAAAAAGAGCGACGUAGAGACGAUCUUCUCCAAAUACGGCCGUGUGUUGGGCUGCUCGGUUCAUAAAGGCUAUGCCUUCGUUCAGUACGCUAAUGAGAGACACGCUCGUGGAGCCGUCAUUGGAGAAAAUGGACGUGUGCUUGCCGGACAGACCCUCGAUAUUAACAUGGCAGGUGAACCCAAACCCAGCAGGCCUAAAGGACUAAAGAGAACUGCAGCAACAUUAUACAGCGGUUAUGAUUUUGACUAUGAUUACUACAGAGAUGACUUCUAUGACAGACUGUUUGAGUACCGAGGCAGAGUUUCUCCGGUGCCCCGAGCGGUUCCAGUAAAGCGCCCCCGUGUGGCAGUGCCGGUCGUCCGCAGGGUGAAGUCCUUACCUGUCAAACUCCUGACCAGAUCCACUAUCCUUCCCAACAGCACUGUCAAACACAAGUUGAAAUCAACCGAGCUGCAAGCUAUCAAAUCAGAACUGACACAGAUCAAGUCCAACAUCGACGCGCUGCUGGGACGCCUCGACCAGAUCACAGAGGACAAAUACUGUGCCACAGAGUUGCAGAAGGCAGAUGAAAUGAAGAGCGAAUUGUUCCAGGAUGAGUCCGGCUCAGAGUCAGAAGAACUGCAGCACAGUGAUGUGGAGGAGGGCGAGGAACACACACACGAGGAUUGUGACGAAGACAUGGUACGAGAUGUAUGGACAGAAGCUGGAGAAUUGAGAAACGAAAACAAUCACAUAUCUGAAAUGGAUUCCAUUCUUCAAUAAAAGCAGGGAGUUGGAUAACACUGUCGACUGGAAACUUUUUUAAUACACAGACUCAGCAGGAAGACACUGAAACCAACGGGUGCUGUCAAACUCCAGCAUCAGAUGUCAUUGAGACAGACAGCUAAACAAGCUGUUUGGGGGAGGAUGUCCCCUAAACCAGGAAUCCAUUACAAAAAGGCCACAGUUCCUGAGAACAACAACAACAACACACACGCAACAACAGAAGAGGAUCAGGAGACAUUCUGUAUUCAUGCUCCCCACAAAACACAAUUAACAUGCAUUUUUCUACACAUUUGGGCGCCUCAUAUGUAAAUAACCGUUCCUCCUCCUUUCCUGUCUGUUUGUGCUUUUCCAGAAAUGUUUUUCAUUUUACUUAUAUGCCAGUCGGAAUCAGAAUGGUUGGCUAUUUUUAAUUACGUGCAUAUUUAUUCUGCUUGCACUUUCGAGACUGCAAGAGAUAUUUACAGAUGUAAAUAAACUGAUGACUUGUGAAAUGUC